This is a messenger RNA of Trametes versicolor FP-101664 SS1, 882 nucleotides long. RefSeq lists its product as uncharacterized. The transcript is spliced from 6 exons. Bases 79 to 876 code for a protein of 265 amino acids. The record is from RefSeq and is a predicted model, not a curated record. NCBI's taxonomy places the organism in Eukaryota, Fungi, Basidiomycota, Agaricomycetes, Polyporales, Polyporaceae.
CCCGACCAUGGCCAGCGCAGCUAGCCCCGCCCUCUGAACUGUCCAUCCUGACGUUCUUGUAGUGUAUCUAACCUGCACAUGCUGUCUCUACUGCUUUGCUUGCGGCCCGGGCUGCUGCUCUUGCUUGUUUUUUUCCUCUUCUCUGGGUUGUCUUCCGCAACGGAAUGGAUCGAAUACCCUGCGGAUGGAACAGCGACACUCACCCACUAUACCCUUCCUGAUGGCUAUAUCGCAUCAUGCGGCUGCACCGGCGCGAGUACCCAAUACCCCACCGCCGCCAUGAGCCAGUUCGCGUACGGGAGCAGUACCGCUUACGGCCCCGGAUGCGGGCGCUGCUUCAAGAUCACCCUGCUCAAUACCUACACAUCUACACCGCCGUUCAUACCAAAUGUCACGAAGAGCGUGGUCAUCAAGGUCACAGACUUAUGUCCAGACGGCGGGGACUGGUGCUCAGCCACUCCAGGGAAGCCAAACAAGGGCGGCCAGUACAUCAAUUUUGACCUUGCAUGGCCCUCCUCCUCAAUACCGGACGACUUCUUUCCAUCGGACGCGGCGCUAUAUGGUUAUACUGACUUCGGCGUCUGGAACGUCAGCUAUUCGAGUGUCGACUGCCUCACAAAUUGGGCCGGCGCAAAGAGUGCUGCAGCGCUCGGCAGUGUCGACGACGGCUCCAGCGUCUGCUGCCCCGCAAACCCCACCGGUAGCAGCAACGACACCUGUCCGUCCUUCUCAGAUGACAACGGCAUUCCGCCAGACACCACAAGCACUGGUUCUGCCGCAGCCGGCUUGUCAAUACCCAGCGGCGACCGCAUGCUCCUCUUGUUGUACUCCCUCCUUGUAUCCUUGCUGCUAUCUUCGGGCUUCCUAUUGGGCUAAUGGUUA